Molecule: messenger RNA, 3206 nt
Organism: Octopus sinensis (East Asian common octopus)
Lineage: Eukaryota; Metazoa; Mollusca; Cephalopoda; Octopoda; Octopodidae
Product: protocadherin gamma-A4-like
Exons: 5
Coding region: 448-3021 (857 amino acids)
Biological process (GO): homophilic cell-cell adhesion
Cellular component (GO): plasma membrane
Molecular function (GO): calcium ion binding
Source: RefSeq, a predicted model, not a curated record
AAACUACACUGUUCUACCUAUUCACACUUACAUGCAGAGGAAAAAUUUAUACUCCUGCCCACUCACUGACUCUGUACAUACACAGUUAGAGUGAGUAAGAUACACCAGAGAAGAAUGUACUCCCCAGGUUCUCAUUGGUUCUGAAAUACAACAUAUAUCUAUCAACAUAACACCACAGUACUGCAGUGCUUACAGUAGCCUUCUUCACUGUAACACAUGGAUUGUAUACAGGCUCAUCUCUUAACAACAGAUACAACUGCACAACACGAAUAUGGAAAAGUGAUUUUAAAAGGCGGCAAUUAUUUCACUGCUGAGCAUGAAACUGGUGCAAUCAAGUAAGACAAAGAUCUUCAUGCAAAGAUUCCAGAUAUUCCAGAACAUUUUUUAGGAAAUUUAUAAUUGGAUCCAUUCAGAAAUAUUUGCUAUUUUUUUAAUAUAAUAGAAACCAUGUGGCUAUGUGUAUAUAUCGUAUUUGUAUUCCUUCAUGGUUCCACAUGCGUGGAUCUAGUUUACCAUGUUGAAGAGGAAAAGAACAUUGGCACUUAUAUUGGAAAUAUUGCUUCUGACUCAAGACUGUGGAAUAUUUUAUCUUUAAAAUAUCGAAACCUUGUUACGUUCAACCAACUUGCCCAGAGACCGACAAGAGGCUCCCAACUAUUCAAUGUUACCAAAACAGGUAAAUUAUUCACCAUCCAGACUAUAGAUGCAGAAUCACUUUGUAUUUACAACACAGAAUGUUUUGACAUUAUCAAAAUUGCACUCCGUCAUGCACAAACUUUUAUCAAAGUUUUAAAAGUGAAAAUUGUGAUAAAAGAUGUAAAUGACAAUCAACCUGGAUUUCCUAUAAAGGCAAUUGACCUCAAAUUUGAUGAAACAAAUGGUAAAGGUACAAAGAAAUCUUUACCAAAUGCUGUUGACAAAGAUGUAGGUAUUUUAAAUUCUCAGAUAGUUUAUACUUUAAAGAAAUCAAACGAACCAUUUUCAUUGACAGUUUCCAAAAGAGUAGAUGGAACAUCUAAACUAGACAUAGUCUUAGGCGAGGCACUGGAUCGUGAAUCUGUGUCGGACUAUUACCUUCAAGUUAUUGCAAAAGAUGGAGGCUCCCCUCCUUUGCAAGGGGUCUUAGAUGUACACAUAACUGUUCUAGAUAUUAAUGAUAAUGCCCCUGUGUUCACUCAAGAAGUGUACAAUGUUACAAUAAAACAUACCCACCAGAGAUCCAUGCCAGUUGUGGUUUUAUCUGCCAAAGAUAGAGAUUCAAAAGAAAAUAGUAAAAUAACAUAUCAUUUUAGUUCCAAGACAUCUGAUAUCGCAAAACAUAAUUUCAAAUUAAAUGAUAAAACAGGUGAGAUAUUUUUGUUACAGAGAUUUUUCUCAGAGCAAUUAAAGAACUAUAAACUAUUCGUUGAAGCAAAAGAUGGAGGGAAUCCUCCAUUAAGUUCCAUCGCAACCGUUAUAGUAAACUUAAUCAAUCAACAGAACAAUGCUCCAGAGAUUGAUGUGAAUUUUGUCUCUGAAGUACAAAAGAAUAUCGCAGCCAUAUCAGAAGGAAUGAAGGUAGGCAGUUUCAUUGCUUAUGUCAGUGUUAUCGAUAAAGAUGUUGGCUUGAAUGGUGAGGUACACUGUACUUUAAAUAGUGAGAAAUUUCAGCUUUUGAAUCUAGGUUCAAAUGAAUAUAAAAUAAUAAUUAAAAAAGAAGUUGAUAGAGAAAAACAAGACCAUUAUAGUAUCAAAAUUUCUUGCCAAGAUAAAGGAUCACCACCGUUAUGGACGGAGAGAAAGUUCUCCAUUCAAGUAAUAGAUGUCAACGAUGUACAGCCUCAUUUCACUAAAGACACAUUUAAGUUUUUGACUUAUGAGAAUGAGGAACCGAAUUUCCCUGUUGGGUUCAUCAAUGCCACAGAUCCUGAUUUGGGUGAUGGUGGUCAGCUUUUGUUUUCUGUAAUAAAUGAUAAUCAAUAUCCAGUACCUUUUCAAAUUACAAACUAUGGCUUCUUAUCAACGACCAAAGCAUUGGACCGAGAACAAUCUAAAUCAUACGUAUUUAAAGUGUCUGUCAGUGACAACGGAACACCACCACUAAACAGUACAGCAAACAUUAUUGUUGAAGUCAUGGACGAGAAUGACAAUGCACCGUACUUCACAUUUCCUAGUGUUAACCCUUUCAGUCUAGAUGUCCAUUAUCACCCACAAAGCAAGAAUGACAUCACAGUUCUGAGAGCUUCAGAUAGAGACAGUCGGGAAAAUGCUUUCCUUACAUUUUUAAUUUUGGCAGGCAAUAAUAAACAAUUAUUUACCAUUAAUCCCCAUUCUGGAGUAUUAGCUUUCUCUCGGCCGGUUUACCAAAAUGAUGCCGGGUCAUACAAUCUUUUGUUGGUUGUGAAAGACAGUGGCAGCCCAGUGCUGUCCGCAACCACUACACUGUCCUUAACACUAACUGUCAGCAACAGAACAUCCCCAAUGUUGACAGCUGCUCACAUCCAAUCUAGUGACAUGAUAGAUAUCAACUUGGUCAUUAUCAUAGUUGUUACGGCUGUGGUGAUAUCAAUUGCUAUAGUUGUUAUAAUAACGAUAUGUAUAGUGAGAUGUAACAGAAGGAGAAAUAUGCUACAUACAGCAGCAAUGAAUCCAGCCAUGCAACCAGGACGAGAGAAAUGUCUAAUGAUAUCUCAAAGCAACAAUCCUUUUGCUAUAACACAGAACCCUGAAGAAGGGGUGCAUCACAGUACACCAUCAAUGAGAUCCAGAAGGGAUUUCUGUCCAGAGCAGGAGCUACCUGUUGAAUGGACAUCAUUAACGUCACCUGGAAAAAGACUUUCUGCUUCUCAGGCUUGUAUUCAAGAAGUUGGAAUGACAUCUGGAAGACACGAAAGAAGGUUCAUUGCAACUCCUGAUCACUAUGGCAGCAAUGUAUCUCCUCAUAAACUGCAAAAUAGCAGUCAGAAUAAAAAGGAUAUGAGUCCUUAUGAAGAAAUUCCUGUUGUUUUCUGUGUUUUAGCAUCAAAAUAUGGUAAAUACUAAAGUGAAAUCAUGUUGCUGAUGAGAUUGAAGAGGAAUUGUUGGACAUUCCAAUUGCAGGCAAGAUGUUUGCAAAUAUUUAUAUCUUUUCUGUACCUUUGAGAGAUUGCUAUAUCUAAAACUAUUGGUUCCAUUAGCAACUGCUGUAAACUUUCUUUAUUAUGACAUGUUAUCAUGUAACCUUCCCA